CAACUUUAAAGUUUUAUGUAACACAUUACAUGUUGUUUGUUUGUUUGUUUAGAUAUGAUAUCGUUUAAUCUUGCUGCUUAAACAAGAGAGCACAUCUCUGUCUUUCCCAAAACAUCUUUCCAUUCCUUUAACAAUAUAGUUUGCCAUGCUUGUACAGAGUGGAAUAAACCAACAACAGAGUCCAAGUGGAUUAUCUGCAUGUGAUCAAACAUAUGAAGUUACAAUGCUGAACUGACAGCUACUACAUUAAGCUGUCCUGACUUCUGCUAUGCAAUACUAUUACAGAAAAAAUUGAAUUUUGAUCACAUGAGGAAUUACCAGAAGAUUAAAAUCUAUUUUCUCUCCAAUCUCAUGUAUUGCAUUGAGUCGUUUAUUUCUGCAACAACUGUUUAACUAACUACUGUCAAGUCAGUGCAAGACAAGUAGUGAUGUGUUCAUGAGAGGGUAAAGUUUAGUCAUUCUGCAUAGGUACUUGUAUAAAACAACAAAGAUAUAAAAUCUUUUGGUCAGUUAUAACCAAAUAAUCAUAAACACACCCACUCUUGUUCUGAUGAUUGCUGUGAAAUCAAAUGUGAUACUGGAGUUAGUUUAAACAAGCUGAUAUGGGGAUUUUAGGAUGUAGUUGCCUCAUUUUAUGGCUUUGAGAUAGGCACACCGAGACUGUAAAACUCACAUGGACGCACAUACACACUAAGCAGUAAAGGAGUGGCAGGUCCACGUGAGCACAAGACAUCAUGAGGACUAUAUAGGUGCAAUCUCACUUGAACUCAAAUCACUUUGCCCCGACCGCUGGAGAGAGCCGAGGUAAGACUGCAGAGAUGGCUGUCUAGCAGUUCAACUCAAAAACUAACAAUCUUUGUCUCAUAUUACAGCAAUUAUACUCUACAGCAAAUUUUUUAAAAAAUCUCUACGGUGUAGAUUAUAGCGUUUCUUGAUGGUACCCAAUGAUUUACAAUAUGAUGUUGAAUAAUGCUUAUUGCUGAGAUGCUAGUGGGUUUCAUUUUUAAUAACUACAACAUCAACAUAUGAUAAUGAUGCAUAAAUAUUGCAUUCAAAAAUCCUUCUUGUAAAAGAUACAGACCUGCGAGACAUGGAUGUUCAAAGCCAUCUUUUCUUUCAGCAUUUUGUAGCUUGCAGAUGUUUGAAUUAUGCAGUUCUAUCCAAAUUACUGUGGACAGACUGUAACCGUGCUGAUAAUGUUGGUUAUGUGUAGCCCAGCUCUUUGCCAGUAGAGUAAAAAAUCUACUGUAAAUUGCAAUGCGGCUCAGAGGAACAGAUGUCUAUAGAGAGCUGUGCAGACUGAUUCUUUUGCUCACUUGCUCGCUACACUGAUCCGCACCUUUUAUGCCAGUCUGAAAUGUAAUUAAAGGUAACAAACAGCCUCUUGGUCUAACAUUAACUUUUAACAAAAUGCCUCAAAGUUACCCAUUUCCUCAACAUAAAAGGUAAAAGUUCACAAGAAGUAUCAGACUUGGUGUUAAACAGCCUGUAUUAGUGAUAACCUCAGUCACAAAGUGUUUCUUGUUCAGUGUGUGUCCUUCUACAUGUAUCAGAGAGUGCGUGUGUGUUUUGGGAGAUGUAAAAUGAUACUCUGUGUGGCAACUAUUUUUAGGAGCUUAUCGCGAGCUAAAUGGAAGAGUAGAGAGCCUAAAGGGUUUGUACUGUACGAAUGCUUGUGUAUCUUUUUCCAUGUGUUACGCUGCAUGUUUGUCGGCGUUUCUGUGUGCUUCUCUACGAUGUGCAACUGAUUGCAAACACACAGGGGCAUGCAGCGUUUAGCUCUCGGCCUCUCUCGAUGCCCUCACCUGCUCUUCACAGCACAUUAGGCAGGAUGGCUAUAAGCCUCUCACACACCCAAAUAGACACAUACCCACACAGUCAUACAGACAUUCACCUUGUUUUUGUCUCCAGCAGUAUACUGGAGUGAAGCCUAAUUGCUUGAGUGAUAUGAUGGGUGCCUUUGGAAAUACUAGACUCAACCUGUCGGACAAUUUUGUCAAGUAUUUUCCAAAGUUUCUAUUUUGUUUCCCAUCCUCUUUACCUAGCUCUAUGAUUUCAGUGCUUCUCUCAGCUUUCUAAGGCUUUUGCAGAAUCCAAGGUUAAUGCAAGGAAAAUAUGUGUAUGUCAGAUAUGUGUUUACAUAUAUAUAGUUUUUGUGCAUUAGUAUGUAUAUGUAUCCAGCCAAUGGGCCUCAUUAAGCAGGGAAGUUUUUGGACCUUUGAGACCUUGCCUUCAGUAAACUUGGUGUCAUUAAUGGGUGUUAAUGAUGUUGGCCUUUGUAAUCACUCUGUAUAUGUGUGUGUGUGCAUUUGUUUGUGUGUGCUAGAUGGGGAAAAGACGGUUUUCAGGGUUGGAGGUGACUCUCAUCGUCCUUUUCCUAUUGAUGACAGUGGCAGCCCUGACUUUCAUAAUCCUGUUUGCCACACAUCCAUCUGUCAAUGAACGGGGUGUUUCAGAAACAUUUGUUCCUCAGUGUCCCAACAUCCCUGAGGCUGAGAGAGUAGACUGUUACCCUGAUGCUGGAGCCUCAAAGGAUGGAUGUGUGCGGCGUGGAUGCUGCUGGAGUCCACUGAAUGAGCGAAACGCCCCCUGGUGUUUCUUCCCAACCAACCAUGGAUACACAGUGGUGUCAGAGGGGUCCUCAAAUCCUCAUGAACGGACUGCUCGACUGCAGAGAAUGAACUCUCCUUCUUUAUUUGGUGGGGACAUACAAGAACUAAUAUUUGAGGCAGAAAUGCAGACAAGCAACCGACUCCAUUUUAAGAUCUAUGAUGCCAACAACAAGAGGUUUGAGGUCCCUCAUGAGCAUGUCAAGACCGUCAGCAAUAACCCAACCACCCCUCUCGAUGAUACACUGAGCAUCAGAAAGGAACCCUUUGGCCUGACUGUGAAAAGGAGCGACAAUAACAAAGUCCUGUUUGACACUACAAUGGCUCCACUGGUGUUUGCAGACCAGUACCUACAGCUGUCUGCAAAGCUUCCAUCCCAUAAUAUUUAUGGUCUGGGAGAGCAUGUCCAUCAACAAUAUCGCCAUGACACAAACUGGAGAACCUGGCCUAUUUUCACCAGAGAUGGUUUCCCUAAUGGGGGAACACAUAACCUCUACGGACACUAUCCUUUCUUCCUCUGUCUGGAGGACAACAGUGGUCGGUCAUUUGGGGUCUUCCUAAUGAACAGCAACGCCAUGGAGGUGACUCUGCAGCCUGCCCCAGCAGUGACCUUCAGGACUAUUGGAGGAGUCCUUGACUUUUAUAUUGUCUUCGGAUACACACCAGAGCAAGUGGUGUCGGAGUUCCUUGAGCUCAUUGGCAGGCCGGUCAUUCCUGUCUACUGGUCACUGGGUUUCCAGCUCUCUCGGUGGAACUACGGUAGCCUGGCUGAGGUCAAGGCAACAGUGGACAGGAACCGUGCUAUCGACCUUCCAUAUGACGUUCAGUACACUGACGUAGACUACAUGGAGAACAAGAAAAUCUUCACCUACGACAAAGCAAAUUUCACUGAGCUGCCUCAGUUUGCUGAUUACAUGAAUGAGAGAGGACAGAAAUACAUCCUCAUCCUGGAUCCUGCAGUAGCCACCAGCAAGAGGGUUGGGAACACUGCAUAUGAGUCCUAUGAUCGUGGAACCGCGGCGGGUGCUUGGGUCACUUAUUCAGAUGGGACAACUCCUCUGUUAGGAGAGGUGUGGCCAGGAGAGACGGUGUUUCCAGAUUUCACCAGCCAAAAAUGCAUCGACUGGUGGAUAGAUGAGUACCAAAGACUCCACACAGAGAUCAAGCACGAUGCCCUCUGGAUUGACAUGAAUGAGGUUUCUAAUUUUAUCAAAGGAUCAGUUGAGGGCUGUGAUGAUAACAACCUCAACUACCCUCCUUUCACCCCAAGAAUUCUGGAUGAUGUGAUGUACAGUAAGACUCUGUGUAUGGAUGCCAAGCAGGCCUGGGGGAACCACUAUGAUGUCCACAGUCUCUAUGCCUACUCUAUGGUGCUGGCUAGUGAAAAAGCUCUGCAACGUGUAUUUGGAAAUAGCCGCAGCCUGCUGCUGACCCGCUCCUCCUUUCCAGGUGUGGGAAAAUAUUCAGGUCACUGGCUGGGGGACAAUGCUGCCAACUGGAACGACAUAAAAUGGGCCAUCCCUGGCAUGUUAGAGUUCGGGCUUUUUGGAAUUCCCUAUAUCGGCGCUGACAUCUGCGGCUUCUUUGAUGACUCCAGUGAAGAUUUAUGUCGUCGCUGGAUGCAAGUGGGGGCCUUCUAUCCCUUCAGUCGGAAUCACAACGCCGAGGGCUACAGGCCUCAGGAUCCAGCUUAUUAUGGUGCUAACUCAAUGCUUGUGGCGAGCUCCAAACAUUACCUGACGAUACGUUACACACUGCUGCCUUACCUCUACACACUCUUCUACAAAGCCCACACCGCAGGGGAGACUGUUGUUCGUCCAGUCUUGCACGAGUUCUAUGAUGAUGAAAACACUUGGACAGUGGAUCGCCAGUUCCUCUGGGGCAAACACCUGCUCAUCACACCUGUCCUGGACCCGGGUAAGGAGGACGUGUGGGCAUAUAUACCAGAUGCUAAGUGGUACGACUAUGAAACGAUGUUGCCGCUAACAGAACGCAAAACGCAUGUGAAUAUGCAUGUACCAGCUGAGAAGCUUGGUUUACACAUCAGAGGUGGUGCAAUCCUCCCAACGCAGAGACCUGAAGUCACCCUCACAGACAGUCGGCGUAACCCCAUGGGCUUGAUCAUUGCUCUUGAUGACAACAACAACGCAGCUGGGGAGCUAUUCUGGGAUGAUGGAGAUUCCCGAGACACAGUUAAGAAUGAGAACUACAUCCACUACUAUUUCUCUGUUGUCGACGGAAUUCUGACAAUGGAUGUGAACCAUGCUGGAUACAACGACCCAAAUAACCUUAAGUUUGAGGACAUCACUAUCCUUGGGAUUCCUCAACCUCCAGCGUUCGUCAAUGUGACCCAUGUUCCUGCUAGAGGUGGUGAAAACACUGUCACCACACUGCUGGACACCCAAAUAGAACAUGAUUUCGACAAAGAGGUGCUGGUCCUGCGUAACCUCUCCCUGAUCUUUGGAGACACCUACAUGAUAGAGUGGCAAAUGGCAAAAGAUUACCAACGUAUUGACUGCCAUCCAGAGAGCCAUGCAGAUGAAGCUAACUGCAUAGCCAGAGGUUGCAUCUGGCAGCAAAGUGCAGUACCCAACGUUCCAGCUUGCUACUAUCCUGAUGACUACGGAUACAGUGUUUCAACAGUCUCGGAAACCGCUUCAGGAAUGACGUUUAACAUCACUCGGAACGUGAAGUACAGGAGCAGUGGUCGUCCAGACUCGCCAGACAUCGACAAACUCAGUGUCGCUAUUUAUUAUCACACCAGUGACAUGCUGCAGUUCAAGAUCUGGGACCCCGCCACAGAUCGUUUUGAAGUACCAGUGCCACUUUCAGUUCCUUCUACUCCUGAGACUGAUGCGGCCAAGAGGCUUUACGAGGUCAAAUAUACCAAUAACCCGUUUGGCAUCCAGGUCAUAAGGAAAAGCACAAACGCCGUCAUUUGGGACUCCAGUCUGCCAGGUUUUGUCUUCUCAAACAUGUUCAUCCAAGUGUCGACUCGACUGCCAUCUAAGUAUGUCUACGGCUUUGGGGAGACGGAGCAUAUAUCCUACAGACACAAUCUCGACUAUUUGACCUAUGGCAUGUUUUCCAAGGACCAACCCCCUGGUUACAAGCUGAAUUCCUAUGGCGUUCAUCCCUUCUACAUGGGUGUUGAGAACACCGCUGAUGCUCAUGGUGUGCUGCUGCUCAACAGCAAUGCCAUGGAUGUGACUUUCCAGCCCACUCCAUCUAUAACCUACCGAACUCUGGGAGGUAUCCUGGAUUUCUACAUGGUCCUUGGACCUACGCCUGAGAUGGUGGUGCAGGAGUACACUGCACUGAUUGGACGACCUGUUCUACCUGCCUAUUGGUCCCUUGGGUUCCAGCUCUGCCGCUAUGGUUAUGCCAAUGACUCGGAAAUUGAAAUUCUAUACAACGAGAUGAGGGCAGCUGGCAUACCCUACGAUGUGCAAUAUGCAGAUGUCGACCACUUCGAGCGUCAGCUGGACUUUGUUCUGGACCAUAAUUUUCUAGGACUGCCUGCCCUGGUUGACAAAAUGAGAGCAGAGGGCAUGAGAUUCAUCCCCCUUCUGGAUCCUGCCAUCUCAGGCAAUGAGACAGAAUACUACUCUGCCUUUGAGAGAGGAAAAGCAGCAGAUAUCUUCAUCAAAUGGCCCAAAGAACUCAGUGAUGAAAUCGUAUGGGGCAAGGUCUGGCCUGAUUAUCCCAAUAUCACAGUAGAUGAGUCACUAGACUGGGAUACCCAAGUAGAGAUCUACAGGUCUUACACUGCAUUCCCAGACUUCUUCCGCAAUGAAACAGCAGCAUGGUGGCAUCAAGAACUCAAGGAUUACUAUGAGAAUAUCGUCAAGUUUGAUGGCCUUUGGAUUGACAUGAAUGAGCCCGCCAGUUUUGUCCAUGGCACAGUUGGAGGGAAUUGUCUUGGUGAUCCACUUCUAGAGAAUCCUCCAUACAUGCCACCCCUGCACGCUUCAGAGAUGGGCCUAAACCACAAGACUCUGUGCAUGAACAGCGAGCAGAUACUCAGUGAUGGAAGGAGAGUCAAACACUUCGACGUCCACAGCCUUUACGGCUGGUCUCAAACCAAGCCCACAUAUGACACCCUGUUGGAGCUGACGGGUAAAAGAGGCAUAGUGGUGACCAGGUCCACUUACCCCACCAGUGGGAAAUGGGUUGGACAUUGGCUGGGAGACAACAUAAGCAGAUGGGACCAACUAUUCAAAUCCAUUAUUGGUAUGCUGGAGUUCAGUCUGUUUGGUAUCUCUUAUACCGGGGCAGACAUCUGUGGGUUCUUCGAGCCAUCUAAUUAUGAAAUGUGUCUUCGCUGGAUGCAGCUCGGUGCCUUCUAUCCAUACUCACGCAACCACAAUGGCAAGGGUAACCCGCGACAAGAUCCUGUGGCUUGGAAUUCCACUUUCGCUGAGAUAUCCCGGGACGUCCUGAAUGUCCGCUACACCCUCCUGCCCUACCUGUACACCCUGAUGUAUGAGGCACAUGUUGAUGGAACCACCGUCGUCAGGCCACUCUUGCAUGAGUUUGUGGAAGACAGAAAUACAUGGGAUGUACACCGACAAUUCCUCUGGGGACCUGCCCUACUCAUCACCCCUGUACUUGAUGAGGGACACACAACGGUGGAGGGCUACUUUCCUAAUGCACGCUGGUAUGACUACUACACGGCUGAACUUUACCAUGCACGGGGUGAAAGGUCUUUACUGUCUGCACCCCUUGACCAUAUUAACCUUCAUAUCAGAGGAGGAUACAUCUUACCCUGUCAGGCACCAGCGAGAAAUACACAAGAGAGUCGGAAGAAUCCUUUGGGACUGAUCGUCGCCAUGAGUGAAACUGGAACUGCUGAAGGAUCGUUCUUCUGGGAUGAUGGAGAAGGUAUAGAUACGGUGAAGAACAACCAAUAUCUUCUGACCUCCUUCAGUGCAGCCGGGAAAACCUUGACCUGUAACAUUGUCCACAAUGGUCUGGCCCAGGCUGAUCAGGUGACCCUCGGUGUGGUGAAGGUUUGGGGUGCAGGCAAUGUUAAGAUCACAGGAGCAACCCUAAAGGACGCAAGUGGAACAACUUAUCCACUUACCCUACAACACAAUGUUAACAAUCAGGAGCUGAUUAUGGAUGCGACUUCCAGUUCUUUCAAAAUAAAUCAGCGUUUUACCAUCACAUGGAUAACCGCUGUCUAAAUGUAAUGUAACACUGCGUUUCACUGCUAAACAGCUAAUGUGUCUGUAAAUAAUGGUGCCUUAAUGAAGAAAAUAGCAUAUAUUUAACAUCUAGUAUUUAUAAUAUAAAUUAUUAAGCCUGAAAUUUUACUGUGAUGAGCUAAGCAAUCUAAUCCAAAUGGUGUAUUUGAUUUUUUUGUAAAUUGCUGUACCUUUAUUUUAAAUGUAAAAGAAAUAACAUGCUCUGGUUUUGUCUUUGAAUCUCCUAAUAAAAUGUGUCUUGC
Messenger RNA from Acanthochromis polyacanthus (spiny chromis), 8061 nucleotides. Its product is annotated as sucrase-isomaltase, intestinal-like. The transcript is spliced from 47 exons. Gene Ontology annotation, biological process: carbohydrate metabolic process. The record is from RefSeq and is a predicted model, not a curated record. The coding region runs from base 2327 to 7798 and encodes 1823 amino acids. Lineage: Eukaryota; Metazoa; Chordata; Actinopteri; Pomacentridae. Gene Ontology annotation, molecular function: carbohydrate binding; alpha-1,4-glucosidase activity.